Priapulus caudatus is the source of this 2137-nucleotide messenger RNA. RefSeq names its product ATP-dependent RNA helicase DDX19B-like. Gene Ontology annotation, biological process: poly(A)+ mRNA export from nucleus. NCBI's taxonomy places the organism in Eukaryota, Metazoa, Priapulida, Priapulimorpha, Priapulimorphida, Priapulidae. The transcript has 11 exons. Gene Ontology annotation, molecular function: ATP binding; RNA binding; RNA helicase activity. Gene Ontology annotation, cellular component: nucleus; cytoplasmic stress granule. The record is from RefSeq and is a predicted model, not a curated record. The coding region runs from base 297 to 1694 and encodes 465 amino acids.
UUUCCAUUGAUUAAAUUUGAAGAAUGGUAACAGGUAAGUUGUAUUUCGUGUUCCAUAAUAUACUUUUCGUUAGACAGAAUGCGUUCCUAAAUAUCUAACUUUAAAAAGCAACAAAGUCUAAUCACUUUUAGUGUAAUAUACUCUCGUAUUCAUCUACAUCUUUCGCGGGGCUAUAAUAUUUGUGGUAGCACACACCUGUCAGCUACCAUCGGGACUGUGCGAGUGAUGCUGGAGUGGAGUGUGGCGACUGGUGGAGUGGUGACGUGGACGCCGGAUCAGGGAAACAGGUUACAGACAUGAGAAUUACACAGCCUUCUGGUCGCAUAUCAAUACCAAGCUAUGAUGCUGUGCGACACGGGGCAGAAAUUGGCUAUGCCAAUGGUGAACAAAACACGUCUAACCAGGAUGAUGAUAAGCCAAUGACUGCUGAAGAACGCUCAUAUCUUCAGAAACUAUUGCGAUCUAAGCUGGUUCAGACAAAAAACGACAUCGAGAUUCAACGAAAAGAUCCAAACUCGCCUCUCUACUCUAUCAAGUCAUUUGAGGAACUCAACUUACGCCCAGAGCUUCUAAAGGGAAUCUAUGCCAUGGGAUUCAAUACACCUUCUAAGAUUCAAGAAACUGCACUACCUACAUUAUUAGCGGAUCCACCUCAGAACAUGAUUGCUCAGUCUCAAAGUGGAACAGGAAAGACGGCAGCAUUUGUACUGGCUUUGCUUAGUAGAGUUGACUUCAAAAGCGCUUACCCACAGGCUCUGUGUCUCAGCCCAACCUAUGAGCUGGCAUUGCAGACAGGCAAAGUGGUGGAACAGAUGGGCAAGUUUAUCGAAAACAUGAGCAUAGCUUAUGCUGUGAGGGGAGAAAGAGUCAGUCGAGGGCAGAAGAUUUCCAGCCAGAUCGUAAUUGGAACUCCCGGUACUGUGCUCGACUGGACGAUGAAGUUUCAUGUUGUGGAUCUCAAGCGGGUGCGGGUAUUUGUGCUGGAUGAAGCUGACGUGAUGAUAGCCACACAAGGCCACCAGGACCAGUCCACCCGAAUCCACAGGGGUCUCAACACUGCCUCCUGCCAGAUGAUGCUCUUCUCGGCGACGUACGACCAGCAGGUGAUGAACUUCGCCGAGGCGAUCAUCUCAUCGCCGAUGACGAUACGGCUGCGGCGCGAAGAGGAGAGCCUCGACAACAUCAAGCAGUACUAUGUCGUCUGUGGCGGCAAGGAGGACAAGUUCCAGGCCCUCGCCAACAUCUACGGCGUGAUCACCGUCGGCCAGGCAAUGAUCUUCUGCCACACACGAAACACGACAAAUUGGCUUGCUGAGCGGAUGAUCAAGGAAGGCCAUGCUGUGGCUCUGCUCAACGGAGACAUGCAGGUUGAUCAGCGAGUCGCAGUUCUCGAUAGGUUCCGAGAUGGCAAGGAGAAAGUUCUCAUCACGACAAAUGUCUGCGCGAGAGGCAUAGACGUGGAGCAGGUGAACGUCGUCGUGAACUACGACCUUCCGAUGGAGAGGAACUCGAUCGACUGCGAGACGUACUUGCACCGCAUCGGCCGGACGGGCCGCUUCGGCAAGACGGGCCUCGCGAUCAACCUCAUCCAAUCACGGCAGAUGCCGAUGCUGCACCGCAUACAGGAGCACUUCGGCCGAAAGAUAGAAAAGUUGGAUACAGAUGACGCGGAUGAAUUAGAAAAUCUAGCAUAACCGUGGCAUUGAUAUAACUGCUUCUGACUGUACAAAAAGGUGUAUUUUGAUGUUGGUUGAGAAAUUUUCUAUCUAUGCAGUUCUGAUCAGAAGGGCAGAUUAGAAGGCUAGAUAGGCAUGUAUUUUGUUAACGAGAAACCGGGUGAAGAAGCUAUGGUGAUGAUAAAGUUUAUCAUGAGGUACAUGAUAACUUUCUUUUCAACAUCACAAGUGCCAUGUCUGUAAAAAGUCGAGAACCGUUCAGUAUAGGUACGGCAUAUAGUUAAUUGUAACAUUACAGCUGCGUAUUAUAAUGAGAGAUGUGUGUAAAAAACUGUACUCUGGCAAGAAAUAAUUACUCUUAUAGCUUAAUGAUGUCUAAAGCACAAUUAGCAUAAUUGCUGUAUUGAAAUUGUGAAAUCCGGGUUGUCUCAAGUAAAGCAAAAAUUUUACAAAGUAAAAAA